This is a messenger RNA of Strongyloides ratti, 2895 nucleotides long. RefSeq names its product NMDA receptor 2. Gene Ontology annotation, cellular component: plasma membrane; postsynaptic membrane. The transcript has 2 exons. Gene Ontology annotation, molecular function: transmitter-gated monoatomic ion channel activity involved in regulation of postsynaptic membrane potential; NMDA glutamate receptor activity. The record is from RefSeq and is a predicted model, not a curated record. Gene Ontology annotation, biological process: modulation of chemical synaptic transmission; synaptic transmission, glutamatergic; monoatomic ion transport. Bases 1 to 2895 code for a protein of 964 amino acids. Lineage: Eukaryota; Metazoa; Nematoda; Chromadorea; Rhabditida; Strongyloididae.
AUGAAAAUGAAACUUUUUAUUUUAACGAUUUUUAUAAAUUUUUCUUUGUCAAUUAAUUUGCCUAUAUUAAGAACUAGUAGUCAUUCACAUUCCACAAAUAGAAUACCAAUUAAAAUUGGAUUAGUUUAUCAAAAUUAUGCUAGAUCAAAAACAUAUGACAAAAUUAUUAGAGAAACAAUUAGAAAUAUUAAUACUGGACAAAGUAUUAAAUUAGUUAGAGAACUUCCAGCAAAUUAUACAUUAUCAAUAACUGAUUGUAUAUUACCAAAAGGAAUAUUUUUUCCUCAUCAUGUUUUAAAUUGUAUUUGUAAUACAUUAAUAAAAGAAAAAGUAUUUAUUGUUAUAUUUUUAACAACAUCUGAAUCUUAUAGUGAAUCAACAUCUGCUGCUCAAUAUUUUAUAUAUAUGCUUGGUCAAACUGGUAUACCUAUUAUUGCAUGGAAUGCUGAUAAUGCUGGAUUUACAUUUAAUAAACCAUUAAGUGAAUAUAAUACAAUACAAUUAGCUCCACCAAUAGAACAUCAAAUUAAGGCAAUGUUUGCUAUUCUUAAAAGAUAUAAUUGGGAAAAAUUUGCCGUAAUAAGAUCAAAAAUGGCAGGAUCAGAAAGAUUUUUUGAAUUAAUUCAAGAAAGAAUACGCCUAGAAAGAGAUGAUAGAACAUUUAAAUAUGAAAUGAUGCAUACAAUAGAAAUUGAUGAUAAUAAUAAUGAUAAUAUUAUUAUAAAUCAAUUAAAUGAAUUAAAAAAAGCACAAGCUAGAAUAAUUUUACUUUAUUCAACAAUGAGUAAAGCAAGAAAAAUUUUUAAACUUGCUAAACCUUUAGGUUUACUUGAUCCACAAUAUUUAUGGAUUGGUACACAAUCAGUAAAAGGUUCAUUAUCAUCAGCACAUGAAGGUUUUCAAGUUGGAAUGUUAUCAAUAAAUUUUCAUACAAUAUCAAAUGCAAUGUUUCCACCUGUAGAUGAUGUUUUAUUAUCAGUAAUUGAUGUAAGUGUUAAAUUAUUUGGUGUAGCAUUACAAAAAAGUAAAUUUCCAUUAAAUACAACAUUUUAUACUCCAAUAACAUGUGAAUCAGAAAAUGGUUAUCCUGGUUUAACAUGGAAUAUUGGUAAAAAACUUUAUAAAAAUCUUUUAACAUCAUUUGUAAAAGGUAAUCCAUACUAUUCAAAAGAUGAAUUUGAUAAUUUUUUUUAUCGUUUUAAUGAUCAAGGUAUGUUAUUAGAAUCACAAUUAACUAUAUCAAAUUAUCGAAGUAAAAUAACAUCAAAUGGUGAAGUAUAUACAUGGGAAAAAGUUGGAGAAUAUAAAGAUACUUUAAGAAUGGCUGAUAUAGAAUGGCCAGGAAAAAGAGCAAAUCCACCACAUGGUAUUGCUGAAAAAUUUCAUUUAAAAGUGGUUACAUUAAGUGAAUCACCUUUUAUUAUUGUUUCAGAUUUAGAUAAAGAUACUAAUGAUUGUCCUGGUAAUCAAGGAAUAAGAUGUAUUUGGGAUACAAAAAUUGUUCUUGGAAAUGAUGGUAUAGAAAAAAAUGAAAGUAUUUAUAAAUGUUGUACUGGUUAUUGUGUUGAUUUAUUAAAAAAAUUAGCUGAUGAUAUGGGUUUCACUUAUACUUUAUAUAAAGUUAGAGAUUCAAAAUGGGGUAUUUAUGAUGGUGGUAAAUGGAAUGGAAUUCCAGCUGAAUUAAUAAAUGAAAGUGCUGAUAUGGCUGUUGCUCCAUUAAAAUUAAAUAGUGAAAGAGCCAGAGAUAUUGAUUUCUCUGUUCCAUUUAUGGAUACUGGUAUAUCAAUGGUUGUAAAAAUACGUAGUGGAGUUCUUUCAGCAACAGCUUUUUUAGAACCAUUUGAAUAUUCAACAUGGGUAAUUAUUUUAUUUGUUGCUAUUCAAGUAGCUGCUUUUGCAAUAUUUCUUUUUGAAUGGGUAUCACCAUAUAGUUUUAAUAUGGGAAAAUAUCCACCUCCAGGUCAUAGAUUUAGUUUAUGUAGAAGUUAUUGGCUUGUUUGGGCUACAUUAUUUAGUGCUAGUGUUAGUACAGAUGUACCUAAAUCAAUGGUUUCAAGAUUUUUUAGUCUUGUAUGGGCUGCAUUUGGUUUAACAUUUCUAGCUGUAUAUACAGCAAAUUUGGCAGCUUUUAUGAUAACACGUGUACAAUUUCAUGAUCUUAUUGGUGUUGAUGAUUAUAGAUUACGUCAUGCUAGUGAUCAAUCACCUGAAUUUACUUUUUCAACUGUUGAAAAUGGAAAUACACAUGAAAAUAUGAAAAGAAAUUGGAAAGAAUUAAAUGAUUAUGUAACAUCAAGAAAAUUAUUUGUUGAUAAUGUAUCUGCAGGAAUAGAUGCAGUUAGAAAAGGAAAACUUCAAGCUUUUAUUUAUGAUGCUGUUCCACUUGAUUAUUUAGCUGGAAAAGAUGCAAAUUGUGAAUUAAUUAUGGUUGGUAAAUGGGCAAGUAUGACUGGUUAUGGUAUUGGAUUUCCUAAAAAUUCUCCAUAUUUAAAAGAAGUAAAUAAAUUUUUAAUGGAAUAUCAAAAAAGUGGUUAUUUAGAAAGAAUUCAAAAUUUUUGGAUUACAGGAGCUUGUCAAAAAGAUUUUAAUGGACAAUCACAAUCAGCACCAUUAGGAAUUGAAAAUUUUUUAAGUGCUUUUAUGCUUCUUGGAAUAGGUGUUAUUGUAGGAAUUGGAUGUUUAAUUUUUGAAUAUGUUUAUUGUUUACAUCUACGAAGAUAUGUUCAAAAAGUUGAUAAAAAUGGAUGGAUUGGAGUUAUAAGUAUGGCUUUAGGUAAAUCAUUAACAUUUCCAGAAGCUGUUAAUCGUGUUAAAGAAUGGAGAAUUAGAAAUAGAAGUUUAUCAAGUAAUGUUUCACCAAAUUUAAUUCGUCGAAAUAUCAAAAAAAGAAAUUAA